This is a messenger RNA of Scaptodrosophila lebanonensis, 623 nucleotides long. RefSeq lists its product as uncharacterized. Bases 65 to 616 code for a protein of 183 amino acids. The transcript is spliced from 4 exons. NCBI's taxonomy places the organism in Eukaryota, Metazoa, Arthropoda, Insecta, Diptera, Drosophilidae. The record is from RefSeq and is a predicted model, not a curated record.
ACAGCACAUCAACAGCCCCAAAACAUCAAAUAUCAACGAAUUUUAUCAAAAUUUCUUAUCGGUGAUGCUACUGCAGCUGUGCAAAUCACUGCUACUGCUGCUGCUGAGUGCCCCUAGGCUGCUGGCCGAGUCACCUAAAUGCUUCCAUUUCACCUGGAUCGGGCCCUACGAGAAUAAAACGCACAUUGUCUACGAGAGCUGCGACUUACGAGUUGGCGAAUUUAACGACAUACCCUGCGAGAUGCCAUUGGUUGCUACACUCAACGACACAGUACCAGACGUGAAGGCGAUGUGGACAAAUCCCAGCAUUGAUCGUGAUAAUUAUUUAUGCAACAUGACGCCCGGCUUCUCAUGCGUUAAAUACUCUUAUGUCUUUCGAGGCGGCAUACAAAACAUCACCUAUAUGUGUGCACGCGUCAAUAACACCAACGGCUGCUAUCGCCAGACCCAUGAGUCGGGCAUGCAGGUGGAGGCAUGUGUCUGCAACUCCAAACUAGGUCUGAUGCCCUGCAAUAGUGCGGCAAACGUGCAGCUCGACACGUUCUAUCACAAUUUGGGCUUGGCUGUUUGUUUGCUCAACACUUUGUUAUUGUUAAAUAAAUAUAAUAUAAUUUAAAAACUUG